UCAUACUUCCAUUUCCGUGUAAUUGCGGUCAGAAAGGAUGGUGAUGAAGAUGGAGACAUCUAUUUUCAGAAAAUUGGAAUAGCAUCAUGCCCAACCGCAACACCGAUGCUUUUCAGGGUGAAGGUGGCAAUCCACUGCCUCCAGGUGGCAAUGACAACCAAGUUCAACAGUUUCGCGGUGGAAAUAAGGUCUACAAAAGUGGGCCUUUGUUUUUAUCAUCCAAAGGUAUUGGAUGGACAACUUGGAAGAAAAGAUGGUUCAUUUUAACGAGAACUUCUUUGGUGUUCUUCAGAAGUGAUCCUACUAUUGCUCCUAAAAAGGGGGGCGAAGUAAAUUUAACACUUGGAGGCAUCGAUCUCAACAGUUCAGGCAGUGUGGUCGUCAAAGAAGAUAAGAAAUUGUUGACUGUGCUCUUUCCUGAUGGUCGUGAUGGGCGAGCUUUCACACUGAAGGCUGAAACAUCAGAAGACUUGUUUGAGUGGAAGGUUGCAUUGGAAGAAGCUUUGGCAAAUGCACCAAAUGCUGCUCUUGUAGUGGGACAAAAUGGAAUGUUCAAGAAUGAUCAAGGGAAUAUAUUUGAUGCUUCAGACCCCUCUAAGGAUAGACAGCCAACAAAGUCAUCAGUAAUCGGUCAGCCAAUUUUACUUGCUUUGGAAGAAGUUGAUGGAAGCGCAUCUUUUUUGGAGAAAGCACUUAAGUUUUUAGAAGAGUAUGGAGUUCAAGUUGAAGGAAUCUUGCGGCAAGCUGCAGAUGUGGAUGAUGUUGAGCAUCGAAUCCGACAAUAUGAACAUGGGAAAAGAGAGUUUUCGCCAGAUGAGGAUCCCCAUAUUAUAGCUGACUGUGUGAAGUAUAUCCUUCGGGAAUUACCAUCGUCUCCAGUUCCUGCAUCUUGCUGCAAUGCCCUUUUGGAAGCUUAUCGAACUGAGCGCAGUUCGAGAGUUAAUGCUAUACGUAAUGCAUUAUUGGAGACAUUUCCUGAGCCAAAUCGGCGGUUAUUGCAAAGAAUUCUCACAAUGAUGCAAAAAGUGGCUUCUUACAAGAAUGCGAAUCGAAUGAGCAUUUCAGCUGUCGCUGCUUGCAUGGCACCUCUACUUCUUCGUCCACUGCUAGCCGGAGAAUGUGAACUUGGACACAACUUCGACAUGGGUGGUGAUGGUUCUGUUCAACUUCUCCAGGCAGCAGCUGCAGCGAACCAUGCUCAGGCCAUUGUUAUAACUUUGCUGGAAGAGUAUACCAAUCUAUUUGGGGAAGGCUCUGUGUCACCUGAACUAUACUCUGACUCAGAUGAUACUGGGGGCGAAGAACUUAGUGAUGAAGAUGAAGAAGAUGGAAGCUACUGUGAUGAAGAUGUUGAUGAUGAAGAUGAGGGUUCUGAUGCAUAUUCUGAUGAUUGUUCUGGUCAUUCAUCUACCAGCACUACCAGUGAGACUGGUAAAAUUGAAGGUGCUAUUAAGCAUGCUAGAGACUCUAGUUCCCGUACUGAGUCUCCUGAAGGUAACAAGAAAGAAGCGAGUAGUCUCCCUCAAAGUUCUAUUGAAAAUGAAGGGAUUAGUAAUGGUGCUAUAAAUCACAGUAGUCACGUGCCUGCAACACCAGCGAAUGAAUCUCCUGAUUUGUUAGGAGAGACGGUUGAAGCAUCCGUUUCUCAACAAUCAACAGAAGCAUCAAAUUUCCAUGGGAGCACUGUUUGUCGCCCUGCUGUCCGAGUACGUGCUCGGGGCAAUAACAUUCCAUUAGAAUCUUUUGAUUUCACCUUUGAGGAAGAUUCUGAAAUCUUGAUGCUGGAGGCCACCAAAAUAGAAUUGGAAAACAAAAUCGCUGAGGAGGCCAAGGGAAACACGCUACUGAAAGAGAGGUUGGCAAAACAAAAGGAUGCUCUAUGUGAACGGCGUCUAGCUCUUCAAAAAGAUGUAGCGAGGCUUCAAGAGCAGUUACAAAAAGAAUCGGAGUUGAGGAUGGUACUGGAAGCUGGACUUAACAAAUCACCACUACCAUUGGCCAUUCCUUCUAGUAUUGAUGAAGCAACCAGAUCAGAACUUGAGGAGAUUGCUCAAGUAGAGGCAGAUAUUACCCACUUGAAGCAGAGGGCUGAUGAUCUUGGAGCAGAGCUCAAUAAACAACAUGAAUUAAUUUCUAGAUUUUUAAAUAACGACACUGGCAGUCAACCACGUCAAAAUCUAACUCAUCAAGGAAAUCAAAACAUGGAUGUGGAUACCAAUACUACUUCACAAGAUCAAGAGAAGUCAUUGAGAAGUAAGCAACAUGAUACGUCUUGUAACAAGGCCAAUAGCCAGAGAGAGAAGAAAGACGAAUCUGAAACGAUCGUAAGCAAACAAUCAGUCCCUGCUUGUAAUAAUCUCAACAGCUCUGGGGCUUCGAUUGUGGCUUCAACAACCUCAAAAAAACCUGGUCCAAGAAACGAGGGAGCUAGUGCUUCUCCUGCAUCAGCACUGUCAAAGCUAACAAACCCACUUAACUUCCUUAAAGAGCGACGCACGCAAAUUGCCAAUGACCUUUUAGAUCUGGACAGAAGCCUGAAUUACUGCCAAAUUAGCCUAUCUCCCGAGAGGAAAAGAUCAGAUCGUCCCCCGGAAAACUCAUCAUCUGAAAAAAAGUAAAAGGAACAAACAGAGAGCUAUGGCGUGUGCAUUCUACUGGCAAAAGUAAAACUUCACCACAUUUGAUGGGGGAAAAAAACAAAGACGAGAAAAGCUCGAUUCAAUUAGUCAUCCAGAUGAUGUUUUUAUAGCAGCUCUGUUUUCUAAUUUCAUGGUUCUCCAAUGUUUUUUUUUCUUUUUCCUUUUUCAUGUCCAGUUUUAGAUGAUGAGUAAAGUAAGGUGGCGGAA
Molecule: messenger RNA, 2846 nt
Organism: Cuscuta campestris
Lineage: Eukaryota; Viridiplantae; Streptophyta; Magnoliopsida; Solanales; Convolvulaceae
Source: the annotation of a GenBank genome assembly